AUGACACAUGUGUCAAUGUAAACAUAUUUAUAAAUAUCAAUAACAAAAUAUAUAUAGAUAUAUAUAUAACUAUUUUUACUGUAAUAAAAAGUGUGUGUGCAACACUAAUUUUAAUUUGACAGAUCAAAUAGUAUCAGUAAUUUUUUAUGUAAUCACAGGAAUUAAUAGAACGUGAUUACAAUGUCUGAUGAUGAAACACCACCUAAGCGGAGACGUCUGGAUACAUUGUCAUCAAAAUCUGACGAUACAUUGAAUGACAGCGACCUGUCAGAAGCAAUAAAUCAGGAAAAUUUAUCAGACAGUGACAGCGAAUCAUCAAGCUCUGAUAAUAUAUACGAUAAUGACCGCGAGGUAAAUUCUUUUCAAUUGAUAGCACAAGCUGUUGACGAAGACGCAAAUGACAACGAGGAAUUCCAAGAGAACUCCAGCUUUUCUGACUGGAUUAAAGGCUCGUCUGUCGAAUCAACUUACGAGGACGAAGAAGAAUUGGUUUCUUUGAGGAAAGAAUCCAAAGAUACUCAGUUACAUGUUGCUGUUAAAGCUGGAGAUAUUGAAUUGGUUAAAAAAAUUAUGAGAACUGGCGUUGAUGUCAAUGCACCAGGUGAAGAUUCUAACACAGCACUGCAUCUAGCUGUUGAUAAUGAAUUAUUGCCAGCUAUCAAGUGUUUAGUUGAAUAUGGAGCCAAUAUUUCUGCUAAGAACAAAUCUGAUGACCCAUACCUACGAUGGGAAACUCCAUUGCACAUCGCAGUGAGAAGAGAUCGUCUGGAUAUUCUGGAGUUACUUUUCACAACAGAAAUAAACGUCCAGGAACUGAUGAAAAAUUAUGACACCAACUUGCGUCACGCUGUCGAGCGUAAAAAUUUCAAAUUGAUCAAUAGUUUAGCGGGAAAUUCAAAUUACAAUAAUUACAACAGUUCAAUAAAAGAAGUGUUUAAAAAUUUUUCAAUGCAGCAGCUUUCAAAAAUGGGCUACGGUGAAGACUUGAUAGCUUUGCUAUUCGGCAAGUACGCAGACAUAAAUGUCCGCAAUAAAUCUGAUCAAACUCUUCUUUUUUUAGCAGUUACCAAUAAAAAUGUAAAGAUGAUUAAAUAUCUACUUGACAACGGUGCUGAUAUAAAUGCGGUAAAUUGCGGUGAUUUUAUUCCCGGAUGGACUGCUCUGCAUGCUGCUGCUGAGGCAUGUUACGAAGAUGUAGUAAAGAUUUUAUUGGAUCAUCAGUUUUGCGACGUAAAUGUCAAGACAGAUGACAAUAUAACGCCGCUCCAUAUUGCCGCGUCGAAAAAUAAUUUAACAAUUGUAAAAAUGUUGUUGGAAAAAAAUGCGCUGUUUGAUAUUCAUGGUCAACAUGAUCUUAUUUAUGGAUUGACGCCUUAUCACGUCGCUGUCUAUGACGAUUGUCUGGAAGUGACGGAAUAUUUUUUGGAUAAUCUUAAAAUAGAUGUUGACAAAAAGACGAUGAAUGAUGAGAGCGCACUGCAAGUUGCUGUGAGAGAUGAUAAUUGUAGUAUGACAAAAUUACUGCUGGAUCAUGGAGCUGACAUUAAUUAUUUUUCAAAAGAUCAGGGCGCGGGAUUCACUGCAUUGCAUAUUGCUGCGCAAAAUGGUAAUGCGGAGCUGGUUGAUUUACUGCUGAGUCGAGGCGCCGAUGUCAAUAUCAUGGGAAAUGACGUAAAGACUAUUCUACAUAUGGCUGUUUGCUCGGAAAAUGAAUUUAUUGUCAAACGUUUGCUAGCUUGUGGAGCUGAUGUAAAUCGCAAGAGCAACACGUAUAGAUUUGAAGGAAUCACUCCACUUCUUGAAGCAUCGUCACGUAAUUUAAAAGAAAUUAUUUUGAUGCUGAUAAAUGCAGGCGCUGAUGUAAACGCUACUGCUACAAAUAAAUUUGACGAUAAGCGUCAGUCUAUUAUUGACAUCGCUAUCAAAGGGUACGGCGAUGAUGAGUUGCUGAAGAUGCUUUUAAAUUUAGGAGUUGAUAUUAACAAUUCUUAUGUACAUCUUGAGUUGGCUGAUGCUUCUUUGACUAUUCUUGAGCAGCAUGUACUUAAAUUGAAGGCGGCUGGCUUGUUUGUUCAUCAAAGACAUCUAGAUUGGUCCAAUCACAGAGGAGGUAACAGAGACUUUCAAAAAGAAUGUAGAAGAGAGCUAAAGAAAAUGAAGACUGAAAAAAUAAAUAAGAGUAAUAUUUGUUACUACGAUCUGCUUGCUAAGGAUGUUGAUCAACUGGCGAUGUAUGCGGAGAAUAAAAAUAUCAGGAAGGCUGUGAAGCUCGAUAAGCUGACGGUGAAGUAUCCGUUGUACGCGGAGAUGUUGGUUUUUUAUUUCAAAAAAGGACAGAAGCGUAACCAGCUGCUAAAUGAUGUUGAGAAAUUCCUGGAAGAUGUUUUUAUCAAGCUGCCGCACAAUUGUGUCAGGAAUAUUUUGGUAUAUUUGAGCGAUGACGAUUUAUUAAUGUGCUUAGGAAGGACAUCCAGUGUGAUGGCGGACAAAUAAAAAUUUAUACUUUUUUUGAGUUAAUGUAAAUGAUGUGUAUAUAUUUUUAACUUUUAUUGUGAGAUAUUUAAUUUAUUGUUAUUGUAAGAGAUUUUUUAACAUUUUUUUUUAAUAAAAUGAAUUUAA
Microplitis mediator is the source of this 2619-nucleotide messenger RNA. RefSeq names its product putative ankyrin repeat protein RF_0381. The transcript has 2 exons. Gene Ontology annotation, cellular component: nucleus; cytoplasm. Gene Ontology annotation, molecular function: protein binding. Lineage: Eukaryota; Metazoa; Arthropoda; Insecta; Hymenoptera; Braconidae. The record is from RefSeq and is a predicted model, not a curated record. The coding region runs from base 181 to 2493 and encodes 770 amino acids.